AUGAACGCUCUCCAUGACACCUCGAGCAUUACGUGUAUCACGGCAUAUGUCGUUACCGUUUCCAUACUGUACUUUUCAGCUCUGAGCCUUUAUCGACUAACGUUGCACCCACUCGCAAAGUUUCCUGGACCCAAGCUCGCAGGAUUAACGUACUGGUAUGAGAUCUACUAUGACAUCUACAGACGGGGCGAUUACACCAGGGUUAUCCUUAAACUCCACGAAACGUACGGACCGAUUAUCCGAAUCAACCCAAAUGAGCUACACGUUAGCGAUCCCAACUUCAUCGAAGUGCUGUACACGAGCACGGGAAAGAAGCGAGAAGUCUCAUCUUGGCACUUACGCCCCUUUCAGUUUGAGGGAGCGCAUUUCGGCACCGUGGACCAUGAUUUACAUCGCACGCGUCGUGCUCCAUUGAGCCGCUUCUUCUCCAAGGGCAUGGUCAUGAAGCUGGAGCCAGCCCUCAAAACAAAGGCGAUCCAGUACUGUCGGAACCUCGAAACCUGGGCUGGAUCGGGUGAAGCCCUUGACUUGGUCACAUCAAUCUCAUGCUUCACAACAGAUGUGGUUACUGACUACCUGUACGGCAACGGGUACCGUUUUUUGGAUGAUCCCAAGAUGAAACUCAGUUUGUACCAUCCGAUUCACAUGGGCGCCGAAUCAAUCAUUACGUUCAGGCACUUCCCAAUCUACCUGAAACUGUUCAACGCCAUCCCUUCUUCCAUCAUGAAGAUUUUGAGUCCUGAUGCGGAGCUGUGGCGGUUGUUCCGGGUGGAUGCGCGCACGCGUAUAAGGCGAAUCAAGGAAGACAUCUACGCGAAAGAUGCGGAGCUACGGACUACAGUUUUUCACGAGCUACUGAUGACGCUGUCCGUGGCCAUGUUCUACCUCCUGUCCUCUCCGGAGACGAUGGCGAAGCUUCGCUCAGAGCUCGAGGCCGUUGCUCCGACCACUGACCCAAGCGCAAUGCCGCCAUGGACAAAGCUUGAGCAGUUGCCGUAUUUGAGCGGCUGUGUCUACGAAGGUCUUCGCCUCAGCUCUGGACUGCCGUCACGUCUCGCGCGGAGCUCGCCAGACGAGGCCAUCAUCUACAGAGCGCCUGAUAGAACGUGGAUUAUUCCCCCGCGCUACUCGGUCGGAAUGUCGGCAUACCAGAUUCACCAUAACGAGAAAUUGUUCCCACAGAGUAGGAAGUACCAGCCGGAGAGAUGGUUCGAUGAGGGCGGAAAGAGGAACAGACAACUGGACCAGUACCUGCUAAGCUUUUCCAAAGGGUCGAGGCAAUGCUUGGGAAUGAACCUGGCCUAUGCGGAGCUGUUCACCUUGCUGGCUGUGCUGGUCCGCUGCUACGGUCACCGUCUUGAACUAUUCGAAACGACGGCUGAAGACGUAGACUUCCACCAUGACGCCAUGAUCCCCACAGUCAAGCCGGGGAGCAAAGGGAUUCGGGUACUGGUGAAGCAAAUGGGGUAG
This is a messenger RNA of Diplodia corticola, 1470 nucleotides long. Its product is annotated as cytochrome p450. The transcript has 8 exons. The record is from RefSeq and is a predicted model, not a curated record. NCBI's taxonomy places the organism in Eukaryota, Fungi, Ascomycota, Dothideomycetes, Botryosphaeriales, Botryosphaeriaceae. Bases 1 to 1470 code for a protein of 489 amino acids. Gene Ontology annotation, molecular function: monooxygenase activity; iron ion binding; heme binding.